Molecule: messenger RNA, 2624 nt
Organism: Oncorhynchus keta (chum salmon)
Lineage: Eukaryota; Metazoa; Chordata; Actinopteri; Salmoniformes; Salmonidae
Product: regulator of G-protein signaling 12-like
Exons: 7
Coding region: 140-2047 (635 amino acids)
Molecular function (GO): protein binding; GTPase activator activity
Source: RefSeq, a predicted model, not a curated record
UGGUAACAUAAGGGUUGGAUAAAUAACAUCAGUCAACUUACCUGGUAACAUAAGGGUUGGAUAAAUAACAGUUAACGUACCUGGUAACAUAAGGGUUGGAUAAAUUACAUUGAACAACAGAACAACAAGAGUCAAAACAAUGUUCAGACAGACGGACACCUCGUCCAAGAGACGUCAUGGAGGACAUGGGGGUCUCACAGCCUUACCCUCGCCUCCUCACCCCCACCAGGGUGGGCGUAUCCGGGGGGUGGAGGUGGCCCGCGGGAGGGCAGGGUAUGGGUUCACCCUGUCUGGCCAGGGCCCCUGUGUCCUCAACUGCAUUCUGAAAGGAAGUCCGGCGGACUACGUGGGUCUCCGCUCCGGUGACCACAUCCUGUCCGUGAACGACAUAAACGUCUCCAAGGCGUCGCACGAGGACGUCGUCAAGCUGAUUGGCCGAUGCACGGGGGUUCUGCUGUUGGUCGUCGCCGAGGGAGACCGGGGAGGCCGUCGUCACGGACACGGCGGUACCAACCGCAACCGUCGCCACGGGAACAAUUCAGGAAGUCCAGCCGGGGGAGCGGCAGCCGCCGCGGACUCGUGCUCCAGCGACGAGGAGUUGUGUGGUUUCCAUAACAGCAGCGGAGGAGGAAACAACAAAAACGUGAAGCCGGGUUCCCGUGGUAACAGCGCCAGCGGAGGAGGAGGAGGAGGGGGGGGUGGUGGCUGGUUCAAGCCCAAGCUGGACUCUAAGACCCUGGGUAUUAACAGGGCAGAGAGGGUGGUGGCGGAGAUGCAGUCUGGAGGAAUCUUCAACAUGAUCUUUGACAACUCUUCACACUCCUCCAGCAGCUCAGAGAAAGACAGGGUCAUCGCUCCUCCUCCUCCUCCCCGUGCCUCCUCUUCCUCGUCUGCGUCGGCCAAGCCUGCGAGGCCCCUGUCAGAGCCAGAGUUCCCCCCGUACCAUAAGGGCCGAGGCCGUUCCCAUAGCAACCCCAACCUGCUCUCUGAGGAGGAGAUGGACAGGGUUCUAAUGGCCGACGACUCAGUGUUCCUGGACGGGUUCCAUCUGCAGGAGGCAGAGAUCCAGGUGGAGGUGGAAGGGGAGGACUUCUCCCUGGAGCCCAGCGAGGGGAUCCUGAACGUGGGUAUGAUGGUAGGGUACCUGGGCUCCAUAGAGCUGGCCUCUACAGGAGCUAGUCUGGAGAGUGACAGUCUGCAGGCCAUCAGAGGAAGCAUGAGACGACUCAGGGCUGAACAGAAGAUACACUCCCUGGUCCUCAUGAAGGUGAUGCACGAUUGUGUGCGGCUGUGCAGUGACAGGAGACAGGUCCUUGCUACCUACCCCGCCGAAAAGCUAGCCUUCAGCGCCUGUUGCCCCGACGACCGACGCUUCUUCGGACUGGUCACCAUGCAGGCCACCCAUGACGACGACGGUCACUAUGGCAAUGGUAACCGGGAGGAAGAGGGCGGGCUGAGGACUUCCUGUCACGUGUUCAUAGUCGACCCGGAACUCUGUCAUCACCAGGUCCAUGUGGGUGUGGCCAGGAGGUUUGGGUUUGAGUGUACUCCUGAUCCUGAUACUGGAGGGUGUCUGGAGUUCCCCCCUACCUCCCAGCCUCUGCUCCAGUUUGUGUCUGUUCUCUACCGGGACAUGGGGGAGAGCAUCGAGGGGGUCCGGGCGCGGGCGUUCGUUGAUCCGGACAACGACCCACAGCAGAACCACAGCACCAGUAGCAACAGCGACAGCGGCAUCGGUAACUUCCUGCCAGAUGAAAAGAGUAACCGUGUCUUAUUGGUUGACCUGGGAGGCCAUAAUCACAACCCCGGUCCACGCCACUGGGACAGCCCUCCUCCUCCCUCGGCCCCGGGCUGGAACCAAGUCCCUCCCGGUGUCGUCCCUGGCCCCCUCUCCCCCCUCCUCCUCCCCCUCACCUCAACAACAGCUACCCCCCGGCUCUCCCCCCUGCCAUCCCCCCUCGAGGGGCCCACUCCUCCCAGCCUUCACUCCACCACUACCCGCCAGGGAAGAGGGGAGGAUCUGGAGGAGGAGCGGAGCAGAGCCUGACCCAGCCCCAACACCACCAGUCUCAACGCUGGUUACCAGUCCAUGUCCUGAGAGACUGGAGACAACCAGGCCAGGCAGGACAAACGCAGGGACAAGGAGGGCUGUGUAGUGAUCAGGAGUCCUAUGCUGAGUCAACAGAUGGCUGGUCAUCAACGAACUGUAGCACCCUCCCGCCACCCAUGAACAAGAUACCUGCGGAUCGCUACAGGGCUCCACUACCAGCCGGGGACCUGCCCCUGCCUCCGCAGCCUCCCGGGCUGGCCACGCAGAAGGAUGAGUGGGCUAAGAAGCUGUUUGGGCCCGCGGCUGGUGAGAAAGGACUCAGAGAGCCCAAGCAGAAUGGGAAGAGACGUGGGAAUGGGAAAGAUGGGGAGAAGAAGGUAAGAGAGUCAUACAGUAUGUCAUGGUGGUGUUGGAGAGGUGUGUGUGUGUGUAGAAGUCAUACAGUAUGUUAUGGUGGUGUUGGAGAGGUGUGUGUGUGUGUAGAAGUCAUACAGUAUGUUAUGGUGGUGUUGGAGAGGUGUGUGUGUGUGUAGAAGUCAUACAGUAUGUUAUGGUGGUGUUGGAGAGGUGUGUG